AAAGACCUCUCACACACAGAGUUGUUUCUGUGGUUGUGUUUAUUGCAGUCGGGUUUUCUCCAUUUCCUUUCCAUGUAAAGUGCUCGGGGUGCGGUGUCAACGCCGGGCUGUGUCUGGAGAAGGAAGUGACAGUUGAACUGCUCUGUGCAGCGGAUCCUGCAAUCCAAGCAAGUUGAAGAUGGCGGUGAGGCAAAGGAUUUUCAACUCGACGGCGCCCUUCUCCGGGUCGCCCAAAGCCGAGCUGAAGGGGUCUUACCCAUUCUGCUCGGCCGCGGACCAGGAGGCGGAGGAGGGGGAGGGGAAGGACAGCAAAACGGGGUACAUGGCCUGCCUCGGCCCUCUGAUCAAUAAACUCCUGACGCAUGGCACCGCGGAGCAAGUGGGAGAAAUGCCGCUGAAGACCUCGACCUUCAUCGCCCAAGCGGAAUGUGAAACCCAGGACUCUCAGGAGUUCAGUCCAUCCUGCUUGGAACGCUCCUUUUUCCCCUCCCCGAACUGCUUCUCCAGCAGUCUUCCCUCAGAGCACAACAACGUGGCGUGGCCGACCGCGGCCUGCGCGGCGCGGGAGCCGAGCGGCCCGGCGGCGCCGCUCGCCCCGAGGAAGAAGACCCGGAAGAGACAGAAGCGCAAGGGGAGGACAAGACUGGAGAAGAGGAAGGAGAGGCGGCGGCACGGGCACCGAGUGCGCUCCGGAGUCCCCGAACAGGAGAGUGGAAGUUCUCUGGUCCGGGUCCUGGACGAGUCGAGAAGCGACCUCAGCAGUUCUUGCUCCAGCAGCUGUGAAAGCUCCGAGGAGGAGGACAGGGGGCCUUCCCCCUACGGCCGACAGAUCUACAACACCGGCUCCAGCUGCGCUCCCCUCCACUGGGGGCCCCCGGUCCGAGGCGGGCCCCUCUCCGGCCUCCACUCCUACGGGCAGGACAGCGUCUCGGACUCCCUCAGCAGUCUGGGAGACUGUUAUCUGGCUCUCGCCGGCCUCAGGGGCAGCGUCAGCCAGGGGGACCCGUGCUACGCCGGGCCCUUUUUCAAAGACGUGGAGAGGGACGUAAGAGAAGAGGAAGAAGAGGAGCGCUCGGCAUUCGGCACCGAGGGAAUCAUCUUUUACAACGAAAAAAUCCAGCCGGUGGACUCCGAGUACAAGGAAGGGAGGGAGUACGUCCUCACGGAGUUCAUCAAGGAGGGCUCCUAUGGAGAAGUGCACAGCGCUCAAGACGUCAACACGGGCUUCAAAUUCGCUGUCAAAAAGAUCGCCCUGAAGAGGUUCAGCAGUGAGGAGGUGGGUGCGUGGAGCGCCCUCAGAUCUCCUCGCGUGGUGGAACUCUUUGGAGUGGUCCGCGAGGGGCCGAACGUCGUCCUCCUCAUGGACCACAAAUCUGGCUCCCUGGGCCAGCUGAUCGCGGAGCGCGGCCGGCUGCCGGAGGACCUGAGUCUCCACUACCACUCGCAAAUCCUCACGGCGCUGGAGUACCUACGGAAGAAAAAAGUGGUGCAUCUAGACAUUAAAGCUGACAACGUGCUGCUGUCGGAGGACGGGAGAGACGCCUUCCUGUGCGACUUCGGACACGCCGAGAGACUCGACACUCGAGGCCAGAGCCUCAGCGGGUCCAACGAUCUGAAGGGCACCGAGAGCCACAUGGCCCCUGAGGUGGUGAAAGGGGAACCCCGCGGAGCCAAAGCAGAUGUGUGGAGCAGCUGCUGUACGUUACUGCACAUGCUCAACGCGUGUCCGCCGUGGACCAGAUACUACACCUGCAGGCUUUACCUGAAGAUUGCCAACGAGCCGCCGCCGCUGAGGGAGAUCCCCCCCGACUGCAGCCCGCUCACAGCGGAGGUGCUCGCGGCGGGACUUCAGAAGGAUCCGGCCAAGAGGGCGUCGGCCUCUGACCUCAAUGGGAAAGCUGCCCGGGCUCUGAGAGAAGUGGGGGGCCUCACCAGUCCGGUGAGGGGCCCGUACACGGCGCCCUUGUACAUCGCCGACAAACCGCCGGACCGCCUGCAACUCGUCAACAGCAGCGUGAAAUACGACGACGAGCAUCGAGAGCCCGUCGGGGAAAGGGGGCCGGCGGGCAGCGGGCCGCCGGAGUCAAAGCGGGACUCCACUUCCUGUCCGCAAACGCUGGUCUCUGAGCCGAGCUGCAAGAGGGGCAACGAGAUCGCCACGGUGCCUGAACUCGAGCUGCGUAAACUGGAGCGGGAUUUCUACCUGAGCAGCCUGUCCCAGCUGCACUCGGUGGAGAUGCAGGAGCAGCUCCUGUCGUGCCUCAGCAGCGACCCGUACUCCACCUGGGAGCCGUGGGACAAAAAGGACUCCGGCCGCUGGUCUCUGAGUCCAGGAGACGACUUCAGCUCCGGCGUCUUCUCCUACAGCAGUCAGCCAGACGUGCCCACGCCUUCCAGUCUGGAUUUGCUGAGUCACGCGCAGCAGCUGCCGCCGUCCUGCUGCUUCGAAGGGGUGGACGUCUGCAUCCGAGACUUCGACCGGAGGAGCAUCUGCAUCAGGGAGACGCGGCGGGUGAAGGUGGGCCGCAUCGCCACAGGGAUCAGUGAUCAGAUCACCGAGAGGGUUUUCACCCUAGAAACCCAGCGGGGCGGGCAGGUAUCUCACGACGAGGAGGUGCAGGAGUCGGGUCUGGAGCUCAGCUGUGUUCCCGCGCCCGACUUCAGCUCCGCCUGGAGGUGGAGGGUCCGAGACGGAGUGCUGGAGACGAGAUAGAGAGACUCCUCCUCGUGGCCUCGCGGAGCACCGGUUCAAAUACUCGCCUUAAGUUUGUCUCGAGGUGUUGUUUUUUUACACGGGCCAAAAAUAAAUCCAGCGUGCGUCUCGUGUUUUAAAUGCCACGACGGGGCGCGGAUGUGUUGCUUUUUCAUUUGUUCACUGUGACGCAUCUUUUCUUAUUGCGUGUGUGUGUGCAUCGAGUCAAUAAACGGCAUCGAAAACAA
Pseudoliparis swirei is the source of this 2940-nucleotide messenger RNA. RefSeq names its product mitogen-activated protein kinase kinase kinase 14a (gene map3k14a). The transcript has 16 exons. Lineage: Eukaryota; Metazoa; Chordata; Actinopteri; Perciformes; Liparidae. The coding region runs from base 179 to 2713 and encodes 844 amino acids. Gene Ontology annotation, molecular function: protein kinase activity; ATP binding. The record is from RefSeq and is a predicted model, not a curated record. Gene Ontology annotation, biological process: protein phosphorylation; positive regulation of canonical NF-kappaB signal transduction.